CGUGUGACGUACCGACGACGACGAGAUGCGGCCUCGAAAGCGCAGGCAAGUCGAGCAAGAGGACAACGACAGCGAGUCAGGCGGCGAUGAUAGACAAGCAGCCUUCAUCAAGCGGCUGAGGCAUGCCCAAGACAACGACGAGGAAUUUGCAAUUGGCCAAGACGAGGAUGAAGAGAUCUCGAGCGACGAGGACGAGCUGCGUGUGCCGACGAAGGCGAGGAGAGAGCAGAUUGAGGAGCCAGAUAUCGAUCUCGAUGAAGACAGUGAUGACGGCUCGGACGAAGGUUCAAUCGAUUUGGCAGCUGUGCUCGACGCUGGCAUGUUCAUGCCAAAGCCCGCUCCAAAGCCUCGAGUCCGCAGUGAGGCAGCAGACAACAGCCAAGCAGAAUCGCACGAUAGCGAUAAUGAUGACGACGACGACGAGCACGAUGGGAGCCAUGCGCGAUUACUCCAUCAUCUCACAGCGCUCUCUUCCAAGCCUGAGCAAGAUACCCAGCCAGUAGACGCCCGCGAUAGGUCCCGGAAACGUGCUCGCAAGGAGCAGAACGAGCUCUUUGCAGAGAGCGAGUUUCGCGCGCCUGGUCUGCGCGAACAGGCAGGCGAACAGGCGCUCAGUCUCGAUGAUCUCCUUUCCGGCCUCUCACCCGCGCAAAGAGUAUCGAUGGCAAAGCAACUGAAGGAUAUAGCACCGUCUGGUCAAAAAGACAAAGCGUCCAUCGAGUCGGGCGUUGGCAAGAAACACGCCGGUCCCCUUGCUGCGCCUUUGCCUGCUCUACAUCAAGCGAAAAUCGAUCGCACCGUUGCAAAGGAAUCUCUCGAUUCUGCAAUUCGCAAAUGGGAUGAGACGACCAGCAAAGUGCGAGGAAUCCAGACGCGCAAAGGGGUCACUGGCGAGUCUUCACGACUAGUGCUUCCUCUCGAGGCCCCCAAAUCCACUGAUCCUCGUCUCACCAAAUUGCAAUCGGCAGGCAAGCCUUUUACAGCUCUGGAAUCUUCAGUGCAGGCCUUCAUGCAAGAGAAGGGUCUCUCGUCGAAGAGUCUCCAAGAGGAUGAGAGCGCACGACUGGAGAACCUACCUGCAGACGAAGCGAGACAGCGCACGGCAGAGAUCAGGCGCGCUCGUGAGUUGAUGUUCCGAAUGGAACGCAAAGCAACAAGGAUUGCGAAGAUCAAGAGCAAGACAUUUCGAAAGCUACAGAAAAAGUCGGCAUUGCGUGAAGCUGCACGAGCAGGCGAGGAAGCGGAAAUAGCAAGCGAUGAUGAGGAAGAACGGGAGCGAUUGGAGGUACAGCGCGCGAGAGAACGGGCGACCUUGCGACAUACUGCCGACAAACGAUCUGGCGGUGCAUGGGCCCGUGGGAUCGGUCAAUACGAUGAUGGCAAUUCGAAUGUCGUACAGGCUGCUCGGAGCGAGAGAGCGGAUAGAGAAGCCGAACUACGUCAGAGGAUCAGAAGUGCUGUUCAAGGCGAACAGUCUGGCGAUUCGGACACGGACGGCGAGUCCGAUCAUGCGCUUAUUCGGUCUAGAGCAGCAGCGAAAGCUCAAGCACUGGCACAAAGCGACGAGGCUCCUCCUCGAGAAGAGGGUCUGAUGGGAAUGGAUUUCAUGCGACGCGGUGCUGCCCGAAAGGAGAAGGAGGUGCAGGCGCAAGUGGCAGAUCUGCAAAAGGAGCUAGCGGAGGCUGAUAGCGAUGGCGUGGAAGACUCUUUCGUUACUGCUCUUGAACCGAGCACUCGUGUCGAUGGCAACGUCGGUCGACUCAGUUUCCGUCCUGCUCCUUCGUCGUCGAGCAAACGAACCUCGACUCUUUCCAAGCCUGUCGCUGGAAAGAUCAGCUCGAACGAAGUGGCCGAGCCGGGAAAUGCUGCUGCACCGCUUGUGCAACGAGGUGAAGAACAGCAGAUCGAGGAGAAUCCAUGGCUCGCUCUCGGCAAAGACCGGCAUUCUCGCGGUCAAGCAAAGAAGGAGAGGCCUUCUGGCCAGGCAUCGCCAGAAGAACGCUCGAAAGCCAAGCUCAAAAAGACAACGAGCAAAUCAAAGACAAGCGUGGCAGCCCAAGCCGAGGAGGAUACAGUCAUUAUCGAUCCGACGAAAGCGAUGACGGCCGCCGAACACGAAGGCGAAGAUAGUCUGCCUGUUCUGACGCAAAGAGAUCUCGUGGCAGACGCUUUUGCAAACGAUCAUGUUAUUGCCAACUUUGCAGCCGACAAAGCGAGAGAGAUCGAAGCGGAUGCUCCUUUCGAAGAAGACACCACGCUGCCCGGGUGGGGUUCGUGGGGUGGCAAAGCGGCAAAGAAGAAAUCCGUCAAGAAGACAUUCGUCAAGAAGCAUGAAGGCGUGGCUGCAGAGGAUCGCAAAGAUGCCAAGUUGAAGCAUGUCAUCAUCUCGGAACGAACAGACAAGAAAGCGAACAAGUAUGCGCUCAAGGAUCUGCCGUAUCCUUACACUUCGGCGGCUCAGCUCGAGCACAAGCUUGCUCAGCCUCUCGGGCCAGAGUGGGUCACCCGAACGAUUCAGAAGCAGGUCACGAUGCCCAGUGUACUCGUCAGACCAGGUGUUGUCGUCCAACCAGUAUCGAAGUACAUGUAAUGCAUCUUCAUGCGGCUCGAGUGACAGCUCAUUCUACCGAGACGACGGCACCGACGGCUUCCAUGGCCUUCUUCAGCUUCUCUGCGUCCUCCUUGCUGCAGUCCUCCUUGAGCGUCUGCGGCAAGCUCUCGACAAACUUCUUUGCCUGUUCGCUCUCGCAUGUGAGCCAUGCAUAAUAUGACAAGAGCAAGCAAGAGAAGACUUGCCUCGACGAG
Molecule: messenger RNA, 2805 nt
Organism: Mixia osmundae IAM 14324
Lineage: Eukaryota; Fungi; Basidiomycota; Mixiomycetes; Mixiales; Mixiaceae
Exons: 5
Coding region: 26-2590 (854 amino acids)
Biological process (GO): rRNA processing
Cellular component (GO): small-subunit processome; nucleolus
Source: RefSeq, a predicted model, not a curated record